GGUAAGUUUAUUUUAAAAUGGCUGCGGAAGCACCGAGACAGGUAUGUUAUUACAAAGACCGGAUAAACUUACCUAGUGUCUUUUCAUAGAAUAUAAACCAAUCCAGAUUGUGUAGUUCUUUAAUGCUCUGUUGUAACGUUUGAGCAACACUAUCGGCUUUAAUAAUGGGAAACGGAAGCGUAUAGAACUGACGCGGCGUAUCAUUUGAGACGUUGGCAAUCGCGUGAACGAGUCGUUUGCCAAGUUGACAUGAUUGGCAUUUGUGGCACUUUUUAAGCCACCAAAAUGACACAUUCGUACGGCUCGUACUUUUACCUUUCACGGCUGAAUGACACGUGUGUGUGUGUGUGUGUGUGUGUGUGUGUGUGUGUGUGUGUGUGUGUGUGUGUGUGUCAAUGAGUCCUAAAAGCGUACUUAACAGACACUUUCCUCUGUAAACAAACAUCAAGCUAUGCUUAGAGCGGAGGUGAGGUUAAGUAAGUUGCAGCAACGUAUCAUCAUGGUCCGAUCGAGGAGCCGACAGCAACCUGCCCCGUCGACAGCCCACCUGUAGCAUCAACAUGGCACAUUCCACGGAGGGGACCAACAACCGGAGAGGAAGUGAUGCUGCUGGAGGAACCAUAAUGAAUACUGGCAUGGUCAGCAUAGACCCCAUUUCCACAGCACAACUAAGCCCAGACCUCCACAACCACCAUGAGCACAACAAGCCCCCCCUCACCCAGCACUCCCUGCCCAGUUAUAAGGCCUCUGCCGAGCACUACGGCAGCCCCCAGCGGGGCCAUGAUGACCAGGACUGCAACAGCCUGGCCUCCCAGGACUCUGGCAUCCCCACCCUUGAGAUCAACCACCCUGAGCACAUCCACGCCCACCCACACCCAGGAGAGAGUGGCUUUACCCUGGGGUCGAACCACCACGACCAGGGCCCCGCUACUCUCUCUCUGGACCAGUCUGGAGACAGCGCUGGACUCCGCAAGUCCUCCACCUUCCCCCGCAGCAGCUACGACUUGGUGCGCCUCUUCAGCCCCGCCCCCAGGUCCAGCGCUGGUGUGGGAGUCAUCGCGAUGGGGAUGAGUGGCGUGGGAGGCAGAGCCCUGAACCGCAGCGACGACAUCUCGGUGUGCAGCGUGUCAAGUCUGAGCACGGAGCUCUCUGCCACGCUGUCGGCGUCCAACGAGGACAUCCUGGACUUCAUGGUCACCUCCGACUCCAGCGCCAUCGUCACCAUGGAGACUGACGAUGGCGGCAGCGCCCACUUCUCAGACGUGGCACUGUCGUUGUCGCCAGGCGGCGAUAUCGGCGGGGGUCUGCGGAGUCCGCGGCAGAGACACAUGGGUCCGGGGGCAGAGGAUGAGGGCAAGCCCAAGAUGCUGGGGCCACUGGCUAGCUUCUUCAACCGGAGUCUGUUUGUCAAGAAAGUGAAGGACACUCGGCCAGUGGAGCAGAAAGACCCGGGCUGGAAGCUGUUUGGGAAAGUCCUCCCUAGAGAGUGCUCAGUGAAACACCCCCAGAAAAUACAGAAGGAAUAUGAAACUAACAGUAGCAGAGAUGGACCUGGCCACAGUCCCCCGUCUCCCAGACAGAGUGUGAGGAAGAAUCUGGACUUUGAACCCCUCUCCACCACAGCACUUAUACUGGAGGACCGCCCUGCUAACCUGCCUGCCAAGCCUGCAGAGGAGGCACAGAAACACAGACAACAGUAUGAGGAGAUGGUGGCCCAGGCGAAGAAGAGAGAGCUCAAGGAGGCCCAGAAGAGGAGGAAGCAACUGGAGGACAGGUGCAAGCUGGAGGAGAGCAUCGGCAACGCCGCCCAGACCUGGAACCAGGAGAUUCUGCCCAACUGGAGUGCCAUGUGUACGUCUCGGCGGGUCAGGGAGCUCUGGUGGCAGGGCGUUCCCCCAAGUGUCAGGGGCAAGGUCUGGAGCCUGGCGGUGGGCAACGAGCUCAACAUCACCCACGAGCUGUUUAACAUCUGUCUGGCCAGGGCAAGGGAGAAGUGGAAAUCUAUGCCUACUGCACCACCCACUGAACCAGAGACUGAAGAUGCAAGUUUGUCCCUGGCGGACAGAGAGGCCAGUCUGGAGCUGAUUAAACUGGACAUCUCCAGAACCUUCCCACACCUCUGUAUCUUCCAACAGGGAGGGCCAUACUACGACAUGCUGCACAGCAUCCUGGGAGCAUACACCUGCUAUAGGCCAGACGUUGGCUACGUGCAGGGCAUGUCGUUCAUCGCGGCGGUGCUGAUCCUCAACCUGGACACGCCGGACGCCUUCAUAGCUUUCGCCAACCUGCUGAACAAGCCCUGUCAGAUGGCCUUCUUCAGAGUGGACCACAGCCUUAUGUUGAAGUACUUUGCAGCAUUUGAAGUGUUCUUUGAAGAAAACCUACCAAAGCUGUUUGUACAUUUCAAAGAAAACAACUUGACCCCCGAUAUUUAUUUAAUUGACUGGAUCUUCACCCUGUACAGUAAGUCGCUGCCGUUGGACCUGGCGUGUCGGGUGUGGGACGUGUUCUGUCGCGACGGUGACGAGUUCCUGUUCCGGGUGGCCCUGGGCAUCCUGCGCCUAUACGAAGACGUGUUGACCCGCAUGGACUUCAUCCACAACGCCCAGUUCCUCACCCGCCUGCCCGACCACAUCUCCCCCGACCAGCUCUUCUCACACAUCCACGCCGUCCACAUGACAAGCAAGAACAGGAAAUGGGGGCAGGUUCUUCAGGCCUUGCAGGAGCGGAACAGUCCAGUCCUAAAGCGCUGAGUCCAAUUAACCAGGAGCAAAACGACACGGACACUAGCUUGUUCUCCGAUCCAGUACUCCACCUGACCGUAUGAAACACUAGACGAGCCCAGGCCAGACUGUGUGUGAGAGCUGCCCUCUGGGCCCCAGAUAGACAUGCCCUCCCUGGCAUGGACCUACCCAGGCUCGGCGUGCUCACGGAUGGGGAAAACCAGCCACUGUGUUCCCCCUGGACCUGGUUCAUGGAGCAGAGACACUGGAGGUCUGGAAAGGACUGGGGUAAGGGGGUACGAGGAUUUAUUAUGAUACCCCCUCAACACAUGUUGUGUCCCCCUUCCCCAAAUCGAACCGGGCAGACGAAGGAUGCUCUCGAAUGUACUGUACACUCCCAAAUGUCUAUAGCACGGAUGCUAGUUCCUCUUUUUCCUCUUGAUCUCUCCUCCCUCUUUCUCUCACUUUUUAACUCCCUGUGUCUCUCCUCUUUCUCACUUUCUCCUCCCUUUCUACCUCUACUCCCAGCCUCCGUUGCCGUUGGUCAUUCCUACAAAUCAGCUGCGAUUUUUUUUUUUUUUUUACUGUUAGCCUUUGUUUUGUUUUUUUUGUUUGGUUUGAUGUGGUUUCAAUGUGUUUUUUUUGUUUGGUUUGAUGUGGUUUCAAUGUGUUUUUUUUGUUUGGUUUGAUGUGGCUUCAAUGUGUUUUUUUUGUUUGGUUUGAUGUGGUUUCAAUGUGUUUUUUUUUGUUUGGUUUGAUGUGGUUUCAAUGUGUUUUUAAUUUGUUUGCCGUUUAUUCGUUUGUUUUUAUUUGUUUCCAUACCAUUCUAUGACGUAAAGACUCCCAAGGAGAAGCCGUGAGUGUUUGAUUUGGGGACAACUGUUCAUCGGCUUGAAAAGAGGGGGUAGUGAAUUGAUUUUUAUUCUUCUGAAGAUUCAUCAGAAAUACAACAAAUAGCCAUUAUUCUUUUGUAUGUAGUAUUGUUUGUUGCACCACAAUGUUACGGUUCACUUUUUAAAGAAACAUUUGACCAAACCUCUUCAAAGAGGAAAUAAGCUACCUGGGAAAAUAAAGUGAUAUUUAAUGAUGUCCUACACAUACACUAAAGUGGUUUUAAACUGGAACAGCUAAGGUGGAUUAUGAGAAUCUUCUCUGUCGUUGUGUGUGACACGCAUACCAUAUCGGUCGCAUUUUUUUUUCUGUUAUUUUCUUUUUUGCACAUUUCAUUUGUCAUCAAUGAGUUAUUCUGUUUUCUUUGUUUCUAUUUGAAGUGUCAUAUCUUAAUAUAUGUAACGGUUUGAUUUUGAAGCUGCUUCACCGAAUGUGUUUUGCAAUGUGUGCAAUAGAAGACUCCGGAAACUAAAAGAGAUUGCUGAGGAUCUUCUGUGUCCCUACUAUUGAAAAUGCUGGUAUCCCUAUUUGGCCUCAGUAUGCCCUUCCUCUAUUGGAGGUCUUACUCCUUGGUGAGGAGCAGAGUGGCUCAGGUCUAUUGCACGCUGUAUGUUCCCUGUUCCCGUAAUACCUUUCGUCAUGUAGCUGAAAGACCUGAGUCAUGAGCUCUGAUUUACCCCGUUUCAAACUAACGGAACACACCAGCCUUGGUUUGAAGGUGUGAGCUCAAUGGGAGAGAGUUGUUCAACAAGAAUGCUUUGGUGUGGUGUUCAGUUCACAGAUCCUACUACUGCUUUCAUGUCUGCCGCCACCACCACCACCUGCCAAAAAGAUAACUCCUCUGUAGAUGAUUCUGAAUGUAUUGGAGGCUAGGUCCAAAUGCAGGUACUGUACAGAACGCUCCGUACUCCAGAGCCCCCAAGCAUUUAGUGAUCCCCUUUGGCUGUUGGGGAUCACUCCUCACCCCCCUGUGCACGUAGACAUUCAGAUCACUGUACGAGGACGGAUGCACUCCAUUCCCCCUGCUCCCUUUUUGCGGUGAACACUGCAGUACUGCAAUAAAAAAUAAAAAUCAUUCUUGUCACCUCGUGCAGUUUUCACCCCUGUAGUUUCACACUGUCGUUUGGACAAUUUAUCCCGUGUUUUUACGAUUUUUAUUUUGUCUUGAGUACUUACUGUUAUCAGUGUCCCUCACGCGUGACCAUCGAGGAUCCUUGUAUGUGUGUUUUGUUGUGUGUAUGUGCUUUUGAAGAGCUUCCGGCAACUCCGAUAGCAUGUGAACACGCCUUAUAUCACAGAAGUGCAACCUGGUAAGUAUAAAUGGCCCCCGUUUUAAAUGAUUGAAUACAUUUUUUAACAUUUUUUUUGUAGUAAAUCUGCUUUUUAUGCUUUGUUUUGAUUUGUCAGUUUGACUAUGUCCUCUUGUUUUAAUGUGUGACAUUUCCAAUGGACCCUUUUCUGUUGUAUUGAACUCGAGUUGGACUUGGGUGGCAGGGUAGCAAGGUCAACUGGAGCUGUAUAUAACUACUGUUUUAUUCAAUAAAUUAUCUAUUCAUAGCGGUUAA
Molecule: messenger RNA, 5179 nt
Organism: Oncorhynchus tshawytscha (Chinook salmon)
Lineage: Eukaryota; Metazoa; Chordata; Actinopteri; Salmoniformes; Salmonidae
Product: TBC1 domain family member 14
Exons: 13
Coding region: 561-2753 (730 amino acids)
Source: RefSeq, a predicted model, not a curated record